This is a messenger RNA of Rattus rattus (black rat), 2508 nucleotides long. RefSeq names its product chromosome 1 C1orf167 homolog (gene C1H1orf167). Bases 1 to 2508 code for a protein of 835 amino acids. Lineage: Eukaryota; Metazoa; Chordata; Mammalia; Rodentia; Muridae. The transcript is spliced from 11 exons. Gene Ontology annotation, cellular component: nucleolus. The record is from RefSeq and is a predicted model, not a curated record. Gene Ontology annotation, molecular function: RNA binding.
AUGGGCCAGGUCACCACACACUCCCAAGACUCAGUGCUAUGCCAGAAGCCCUACCAAGUCCAAAGUAACCUAGCCAGCCCACGUCCCCGCCUGGCCCUUGCCCUGAAGGACACUGCUGGCCGACUAGGUGACACAGGGCUCUGGCAACAGAGUAAUCUACAGCUGCCAACAGGGAGGUCCCAGGGGAGGACCCGAGAGCCUUCUGUACAGCAGAGUAACCUAUGCUUCCGAGGGACCACUAGCCCCCAUCUGCAAAACAGCUGCCUGCCACCAACUGGCCCAUCCUCCCACCAGAAGCAGACACUCCAGGUCGCAGACACCUUCUUGAGUCUCCCUGGGGGCUUGGCACCUCUUGAUGGGUGCACAUGGCCUGGUCCCAGGUCCUGGUGUGGCUCAGGGAGCUGGGCCCCCAGGCUUGUGGGGGAACCUCUCACCUUGGAGGACCUGUCUAUCUCUGCCCACAGUCAGUCUCAGGCUUCAUCCCCUUUCUCCUGCAGUACUGCCAACUGGCUGCUGGACUCCAUCCAACACCUAGAACCUGAGGCCACCAGUUUAGGGAACCAGAUAUCCUGGGAGCACCCAGGCCUUACCCAGAGUGGACCCCACACCCGUGGUAACCACUGGGAGCUGCUGUCCAAAAGUUUCAGAGUCUGGAGGCACUUGCCACAGAGGCGCCAGGCAGUGGCUAAGGCCACAGCUAUGAGACAUAGGCAGCUGAUUGGAGAGAGCCCCAGAGAACUGCGUUGGGUCCCAUGGCUCCAGGAGACCCGGCUGGAGGCAGCUUGGGGUCAGCAUGAGAAGGCUCUGCUAGCCUGGAGCUUCCGAGAGGUGGCCGACGCCGCUGCUGCCAAGGGCCGUUCCCCUCCACGCUGUAGGUGCUUUAGGGCCUGGCUACGGUUCGUGCAAAGAGGGGCCCAGUGCAGAAGACAUCUGGCCCACCGAAGAGUGAGGACCUUAAGGGUAUGCCUGGGACGGUGGGUGAUGAAGCUCCAGGGCUCAGAUGUGACGGAGGUGACUCAGUUGGCCCUCUACUGGCAGAAGGCAGGGAACGAGGUUCUCAGCAGCUUAGUCCCAGGAACUUCCAUGGUCCCUGGCCUGGAGACAGAGGCCCAGGUCCAACAGCCAUGCAAGGGGCCAGAUCUGUGCUCCCUGUGGGAAAUGUGGCAGAAGUUGGCCCUGUACCGGGCCCUGCUGCUCUGGAGGACACGACUCUACCAGCACCAGCAAGCUGUCUCCUCCUUUCAGGGCAUGCAGAAGCGGGUUCUGCAGCACAUCCUGAGCCAGUGGCACUUGAGGGCCUGGGGUCCAGACAUGAAGGCCAGGUUAGCCCUGGAGGCACAGGGCAGCAGCCCAAGAUGGGAGGCCUGGCUGGACUGCAGAACUUCAGCAGGGGCGCUGGAGAAGCACUCUCCUCAGCUGGAGCCCCUGGACUGCAGCUCAAGGAGCCUGGGAAGACCUAGUUGCUCACUGAGCCUGGAUCAGAGCGUCGGGGCUGUGACGGGUCUGUGCAGGCAGCGGCUGACGCACUCGUGGACAGUGCAGGAGAGUCCAGGAGCGAGGCCGGGGACUGGGCAGCAGUUUCUCCAUAAACAGUACCAGAGGUGGGGGCAAGUCCGCGUCCAGGUUCUUCAGCAGGUGGUGUCUAGGGACUGGCAGCAGGCUUCCCGAUGUGACCGUGUGAGGGACACAGGACUGUCCGAGGACCAGCAUGAAGACUUCCAGGACAACCUGAGAAGAGACCUGGGGGCCAUGCCUGAUAGCUCACAGGAGACCUGCAGAGCAGGGACCCUGGCGCUGGGACCAGCUUGUGGCCUUUGUCCUGGGCUGGAGAAGCUCUGUGCAGCAGAGUGGAGUUGUCAGGCAGCUGGAGGACCCAGGCCCAACAGGCUUUCGUGGUGGGCCGUUAUGGAGUCGUGGCGAGGCCGGUGCGUCCGCAGCCACGACGCGGAGGCUGAUGUGGAUCCGAAGGCCUAUCCCCUCGCUGAUGCCCACCUCACCAAGAAGCUGCUGGGCCUUGUUCGGCAGUGGUGUAACUGCAAGCAGCUUCGGGAAGGAGCCAGUGAAGCCACCAAAACCCUCAACAGAGGCAUCUCUGAGUUCACUGUGAUGGCAGCAGACGCUGAGCCCCUGGAGAUCCUCCUGCACCUCCCUCUGCUGUGUGAAGGCAAGAAUGUCCCCUACGUGUAUCUUUCUGGCAGCCACUGCCUGCAUAGGCCCUCCGAUAGCCCCCUACAGGAUGAGUCCUGUGCAUGGGGAGGGGUGGUCAGUCCACUCAGGCCACUGGCUUUCAACUCUGGCAGGAAGGCCCUGGGGCUCUUGCUCUUUACCCUCGCUGGGUUCCCAGCAGGCCUGGAGCCUGGCAAGGGCAUGGCAGGGCUGGGUGGAUGUCCACUGGGUGGAGCAGCUGUCUUGGUCAGGUCGGUAGGCUCAGUUCCUCUCUACCAAGCAGCGGCCCUGGGAGCAACUUCCCAUUCAUCCUACCUAACCUUGGCUAACUGGAGAUGCUAA